This is a messenger RNA of Pomacea canaliculata, 1641 nucleotides long. RefSeq names its product mucin-22-like. The record is from RefSeq and is a predicted model, not a curated record. Bases 170 to 1069 code for a protein of 299 amino acids. NCBI's taxonomy places the organism in Eukaryota, Metazoa, Mollusca, Gastropoda, Architaenioglossa, Ampullariidae. The transcript is spliced from 3 exons.
GUGUGUGAUGGAGAGUCUCAAUGGCCGGUUUAUAGAAGAACACGUUGAUAAGACAAGUAAGCCAAUGACAGUCCUGUGAAGAGGAGACCUCCACGUGCUCUACUGAUAUAAAAAGGAAGCUGAUAAAAUACUAUUGUCUUGCGAGUAAAAAUAUGUAACCAAAUGAACGAUGGCAGUCAGGUUGUUCGUUGUUUCUUACUUAUUUCUUCUUCUACAUGUUGAAUUUAUCAGAGGCACAGGAGCAGAGAAUGAGGGCAGCUCAUUACAGAGCAUGUCUCCUACAGGACUAAGCGAUGCCAGCUCCUUACAGACCACACCUGCCACAGGAAAGGAGAAAGAGACCAGCUUACAACCGACAUCUUCAACAGGAGUAGUCAGUGAAACCGGAUUACAACAGACCACACCUGCCCCAAAAGUAGAGAAUACACCAACAGUGACUACAGUCGGUAAAGCAGAACCCACGUCUAGCUACUCCACACCAGCAGCUGUCAUAUCUGAGACAGAGAGUGGGACACGUCUAGCAACAGUAACAAGUACACCAGUGGAAAGCUCAUCCAUCUCGGACAUGAUAUCAGCCAUCAAAACAUCGGGCAGCGACGCAAACAACAACAUAGACACCGUCACUUCCGCCGGACCACAAGCCACCAACAACAUAGACACCGUCACUUCCUCCGGACCAAAAACCACCAACAACAUAACACACACCGUCACUUCCGCCGGACCAAAAACCACCAACAACAUAACACACACCGUCACUUCCGCCGGACCAAAAACCACCAACAACAUAACACACACCGUCACUUCCUCCGGACCAAAAACCACCAACAACAUAGCACACACCGUCACUUCCUCCGGACCAAAAACCACCAACAACAUAACACACACCGUCACUUCCGCGGGACCAAAAGCCACCAACAACAUAUCAGACACCGUCACUUCCGCCGGACCAAAAGCCGAUACAAAAGGUGGAGGUGGAGGUGGAGGUGGAGGUGCUGGAGUUGUCUCCCAUCCUCUUCUUACAUUUACUACGGUUGUUGUAGUGUUUGCCUCUGUUGGACUUCUGCACUGAAGAUUGGAUUCAAUGACACUGCCAUAGUCUCAUGUACAUUACCAAGUACCUACAUGUCUCUGAAACUAAAAUUAAAAAUUAUUUUAAAAAUGUCGUAUAUAAGUCUAUUGAGCGAUGAAAGUACACUGACGUUACCGGUAAUUGUUUGUACUUAUGAAAUGCAUAAUUUUGUGUUAUAGUUUUCAUUACAUGGGAUAUUUCUCUACUCAAGAAAUAAUCUUGGUUCGCUCCUAUCUUUAACCCUGAAUUAAGAAUCUACCUAAGUUUCAAAUAAAUAAAACAUGAACGUUUUAUAAUAGCAGGAUAAAUUGUUGCAAGAGGAGAUUCUUAGUUUCCAUUUAGUGAAUAUACUGCUUUUGUCAUGCUAUGAUUUUUCGAAUUACUGCUCCGUAUUUCUAAAACAAGUAUUGUAUUUUCCAGGGAUUUUUUUUAAAGAUAAGAUCCACGUAGCUAUUUUCGUGGAUAAAAAACAGAAGCCAUUCUCCGGUUAAAUUUUGUCAUGUUGACGCCACUUAUUUUUGUUUAACAUGUUUUACUGGACUAAAACAAAAUAUUUAUCAGAAAAUUAAAAA